AUGUCUGAUCUUCUGGCGGAUUUAGUAGAGGAAAUACUCUCUAGGGUUCCGGCGAAAUCUUUGAGUAGAUUUCGAUCGACUUGCAAAAGAUUCAAUGAGGAGCACUUUUGUAAAGCUCCAAAGCAGUCUUAUAUUCUCAUUAUGAAAGAAUAUAGGCUUUGGUCAAUGAGCGUCGAUCUCAACAUUGUUCCUCCAUCUAUUGGUUUAGAGGUCUACUUGACCUACCUGAUUCCCAUUCUAAAUCUAGUAAGAAGGCUCUUUCAGUUGUCGGAGAAGAACAACUCUCAGUGUUCAUAUCAGAACAUCAAUAACGCUCGGUGUUCAAUCAAAGUAUCAAACAUGGAGAUGUGGGUGACCAAUAAAAUUGAUACAGAAGCAGCCACCACCGCAGCGUUGUCGUGGAGCAAAUGCUUUAAAGCGGGGAAAAUGCUUGUACAGUGGUGA
Microthlaspi erraticum is the source of this 444-nucleotide messenger RNA. NCBI's taxonomy places the organism in Eukaryota, Viridiplantae, Streptophyta, Magnoliopsida, Brassicales, Brassicaceae. The record is from the annotation of a GenBank genome assembly.